Peromyscus californicus insignis is the source of this 4180-nucleotide messenger RNA. It is a transcript of the gene Acadsb, whose product is annotated as acyl-CoA dehydrogenase short/branched chain. Gene Ontology annotation, cellular component: mitochondrion. Lineage: Eukaryota; Metazoa; Chordata; Mammalia; Rodentia; Cricetidae. Gene Ontology annotation, molecular function: flavin adenine dinucleotide binding; acyl-CoA dehydrogenase activity. The coding region runs from base 91 to 1398 and encodes 435 amino acids. The record is from RefSeq and is a predicted model, not a curated record. The transcript has 11 exons.
GGCGGAUGAGCAGAGUGGGCGGGGCCCGGGCUUGCCCCACCCAGGGUGCCUGGCACUGAGGUUUAGCAGGCGGCCCAGCCUAGGACGAGGAUGGCGGUCUCUGCGCUCCAGCUGUGGCGUGCCGGCGGGCUGCCAUUCCUAAAGCUACGAAGAAACUUCCCAACUUGCUUGUCUUCUUGGAAGAUUCCUCGUGUCCUCAAAUCCUCACAGCCAGAAGCUCAACUCAGUCUAACAAACAAUGCGCUGCCCUUUGCACCUCUGCAGACAUUUUCUGAUGAGGAAAUGAUGAUGAAGAAAAUAGUUAAAAAAUUUGCACAGGAACAAAUUGCUCCUCUGGUUUCAACUAUGGAUGAAAAUUCAAAAAUGGAGAAAUCAGUGAUACAAGGAUUAUUUCAACAAGGGCUGAUGGGCAUUGGAAUUGAUGCCGAACAUGGAGGAACAGGCGCUUCCUUUUUCUGCUCCAUCAUAGUGAUAGAAGAGCUAGCCAAGGUGGAUGCAUCUGUGGCUCUCCUGUGUGACAUCCAGAACACAAUAGUUAACAACCUGUUUAAAAAACUCGGUACAGAAGAACAGAAGGCUACCUAUUUGCCUAAACUGGCUACAGAAAAAUUAGGGAGCUUCUGCCUUUCUGAAGCUGGAGCUGGUAGUGACUCUUUUGCUUUGAAAACAAGAGCUGAUAAAAAUGGAAAUUACUAUAUCAUCAAUGGGUCCAAGAUGUGGAUCAGCAAUGCUGAACACGCAGACAUCUUCCUGGUUUUUGCAAAUGUGGACCCCACCUCGGGAUACAGAGGCAUCACCUGCUUCUUAGUAGAUCGAGACACAGACGGUUUUCAUAUAGGCAAGAGGGAAAACAAGAUGGGGAUCAGAGCUUCCUCCACGUGCCAGUUAACGUUUGAAAAUGUCAAGGUUCCGGAAUCCAGUGUUUUGGGAAAAGUUGGACAUGGUUAUAAGUAUGCCAUAGGAAGUCUUAAUGAAGGUAGAAUAGGAAUUGCUGCACAGAUGCUAGGACUGGCCCAAGGAUGUUUUGACUACACCAUUCCAUACAUUAAAGAAAGGAUACAGUUUGGCAAACGAGUAUUUGAUUUUCAGGGGCUCCAACACCAAGUGGCCCAGGUGGCCACCCAGCUGGAAGCCGCGCGGUUACUAACGUACAACGCUGCUAGGCUCCUAGAAGCCGGAAAGCCAUUUAUUAAAGAAGCAUCUAUGGCCAAGUAUUAUACAUCAGAGGUGGCCGGAAUAACAACCAGUAAGUGCAUUGAGUGGAUGGGAGGAGUCGGCUACACCAAAGAUUACCCUGUGGAGAAAUUCUUCCGAGACGCCAAGAUCGGUACAAUAUACGAAGGAACAUCCAACAUCCAGCUGAACACCAUUGCAAAGCACAUUGAUGCAGAAUACUGAUGCCUGUGGGAUCAGGGCCCUCUCUGGUGUCACUGGCGUACCAUUUCCAACUGUUGUGCCUUAUUACGUGGAGCCUAUAGAGCAUUGCAGGGUUCUAUUGGAAGGCCCUUGUCCUGUUCUCAGACCUGGCUUUUGUUCCUCUUUCUUUCCAGUUUACUCUAAAACGAGUUUUAAGCUUCUGUACACAUUUAUAUUUCUCAUCCUAGUUUUUGAGUAUACCCAAGUUUCACUGUACCAACAUCUGGGAAGGUGAAAAUUUUUGAAGUAUUGGUAUUGCUGACAGAAAUAGUCACUUUAUAUUCCUACUAAAUCUUUGUACUGUGGUAUGAGCCAGAGGAACAUUUGUUACAGUAGGCAAUUUUUAUUCAAUACUUUAUAAAUUCAGUGGUAAGUUGCUAAACAGGGUAGAAACCGAUAAAAUUUAUUUGGAAAAUCGAGAACUCCUAGUUCUAAUAUCAAAGAAAUAGUAGAAAAUAAAGAUGUAACUUGUAGGUCAUAUAACUGACAACAACAAAAGCCCAAAAUAUUAUUUUAACCAACAAAUGCAGCAUGUUUGGCUGCUGUAAUUGACCUGUAUGAAAGCUGUGUUACAUGAUGGCUUCAGCAGGACAUUUAAAAACAUGGCCCUGUGUUAGUUUUCAACUAUAAAGUUUAAAUAAAGCCAGGCGGUAGUGGUGCAUGCCUUUAAUCCCAGCACUCAGGAGGCAGAUCCUGUCAGAUCUCUGUGAGUUCGAGGCCAGACUGGUCUGCAGAGAGAGAUCCAGAACAGGCACCAAAACUACACAGAGAAACCCUGUCUCAAAAAACAAACAAACAAACAAAAAGUUUAAAUAAUUUGGCUUAAUCGUCUGAAAACAUUCAGGUAUAAUAUUCAUUAGAUCAUGCACUAUUUUUCAGUAGUAUGAUUUAUUUCUGUGUCUUAAUUAUUUUUCCCCUCAAACUUGGUUAUUGGACUUUAUCCUAAAUAGUAAUUAAUUGAGAAAUUCAAUUUUGGUUUUAGUGAUUCUCAAGAGAAAUAUUUUACCCCCAUAAGGAAAUAAUAUCACAAUCUCAUAAGGAAUGGAGAGCAGGAGGAGACUAGAUAGUCUGAAAAGACACAUUCAGUAUAAGUAUAUGUAGUCAUUUAUAUAGUAUAUUAAGUAAUUUUAUAUUUAUGAAGACAAAGGUCUUUAUUUUACAAUGCAAAUGACAACCAGGCAAAGCCUAAUCAGAUAUCCAGCUGGUGAAGCCAUUGAUCAGUGUUAGGAACUUUUAGUCCCGAGACCCUCUAGCUGUAGAUCCUCAGUCUUUGGAGAGAGAAGCAGACACUAGACAAGUGAGUUUCACAUUUCCUGAGGAAUCACAAGUUAGAUGUGGAAAAUGCUCCAAGGCUCAUGCAGUUGCUAAAAAUAACCAUUACUGCUAAACAGAAAGUAUUUUAGUGCUUUUGCAGAAGGAUAAUGUUUAUUAAGAAAAUGACAUUUUCUAAGUAAUUUUGCUUUGCACAGUCAUGUUUAUUGAGCUAAAUUAAUUUCCACAAUGCAAAUCAUAGUUAAAUAUGCAAGGUUGUGUAAAUACAGUUGAGAUAGGAAUUCCAUUAAAACAGUAAGAAGAAACAGGACAAAUUUAGACCUUGAAUCCAAAGAGAUAAAGUCUACUUGACUUUCAAAUGGGAAAAGAUGAAAGCCCCUUAUCCAGUCUUUCCGAACAGAAAGAUGGAUAGGUCUGAUAAGAAAAGCAAGGGAUGGAUACAGUGCCCUAAUGGGGCUCACACCUCUUUAAUUUCUGUGCUUGUGUGAAAGAGGUAGACUUGCAGAUAAUACAGUAGGAGUCAAUAUGAGCAAACAGAGUUCUACCUUCUCCAGAAUGAGAAACACAUGGAAGUGUGAUAAAUACCAUGUUCUAACUCACAGCACCAGAAACACUCAAUUACAUAUCUGGACUUUAAAUGUGUUCAAAGAGAACUAAUUUUGUAUAUAUAUUUUGUGCAUGUUCACAAAGAAGAGUUAAUAUGCAUUAGUAAUUAGCAUAAUUAAUAUACAAACUUGCCUUCUUCUGUUAGUGAGUUCUUGUAUUGUUUCACCGGAGAGGAUGUUUGGGGUCUACUCAUAUUUCUUCCGUUCUGGUUUUUCUUCUGAUUUCUGUGACUUUGUAACCUGUCAUGAAACUAUGUACUUUGAGUUUGUAUCUUGUAGGGAACCUAAAGCUGUUUGUGAAUUUGAGGACUGAGAUGACAUGGAGCACAGGCGAUAAAGAACUGACCUGGGCUUUACAGGUGGAACUGGUUGCCGAGUUUGCCUUGUUAGAGGUUUCACUUUAUCACAUGAGACUCAGCUAAGGGAUCAGUGCCAAGAACUUGAUGAUUGUGGAAGUUUAAGCCUAGAAAGACUCUAGACAACCAUAAAGUUAGCUCUGUCAAUUUAGAAGCGAAGAACUCUUAAUCAAGGUUGCUUUCUCAGAUAAUCCAUCCACGGACAAAGACAAGAAUUCAGAUAGACUGACUCAAAUUUAGUGUUCUUCCCAUUACCAAACACAGUCAUUGCUCAACAGAUCUUGGAUUUUGUCCUUGUUUUAUUUUGUUGUUGAUUUAUUUCAAGUUUAACUGAUAAAGAAUGAACAUGUCAGUAGUGUUGUGAUUGAUCAGUCACUUGCCAAAGGCUCUCUUGAUCUGUAGCAAUGAUGUCCGAUCUGAAGAUGGCUGUGUGAAAUCCUUUGGCAUCACUGUUAUACUGGCUUUUAAAGAAAUACCCUGCAAAGUAUUUGUGCUGACCUGUCAUAAAGUAAAAGUUCCAUUUUAACAGUA